UCAACAACAAAGCUAAACUAAACUUGAAAUCCAAACAGCAUCGAUCUAUAUUUGUUGUCUACGCGCGCUGUUGCAUAUAAAAUAGUUAAAGUGCAUUUCCUAAAUAUACCGACUUUUUUAACUCCAUUUGUUGCAUUGGAUCAACGAUCACCAUUGACGGUGGAGUCCUCGUGUCCCAAGCGCAAAAAAUGCGAUAUGGAUCGAGAGCGCGAAAGAGAUGCAAAGGGCCUCGAGCCGCGCGACUUAUCCUCCACGGGCCGCAUCUAUGCUCGCAGCGAUAUUAAAAUCAGCGCUUCCCCCACCGUUUCGCCAACGAUCUCAAAUUCCUCAUCGCCCACACCGACGCCGCCCGCCAGCUCCUCUGUGACGCCGCUGGGCUUGCCUGGGGCGGCGGCGGCUGCAGCUGUGGCCGCUGCGGCAGCGGCUGCUGCGGGCGCCGGACCCGGUGGCGCCUCGGCCGGGGCCAGUUCCUAUUUGCAUAACCACAAGCCCAUCUCGGGCAUACCCUGUGUGGCGGCCGCAUCGCGGUACACAGCGCCGGUUCACAUCGAUGUGGGCGGUACGAUCUACACGAGCUCCUUGGAGACGCUUACCAAAUAUCCCGAGUCGAAGCUGGCCAAGCUCUUCAAUGGCCAGAUACCCAUUGUGCUGGACUCGCUGAAGCAGCACUACUUCAUCGAUCGGGAUGGUGGCAUGUUUCGCCAUAUACUUAACUUUAUGAGAAACUCAAGACUAUUGAUUGCCGACGAUUUUCCCGACCUGGAGCUGCUGCUCGAGGAGGCGCGCUACUACGAAGUGGAGCCUAUGAUUAAGCAGCUGGAGAGUAUGCGCAAGGAACGCGUACGCAAUGGCAACUAUUUGGUGGCGCCACCCACACCGCCAGCACGUCACAUUAAGACCAGCCCAAGGACGAGCAAUGCGCCCGAGUGCAAUUAUGAGGUGGUCGCAUUGCACAUCUCACCGGAUCUGGGGGAGCGCAUUAUGCUGUCGGCGGAACGGGCCCUGCUCGACGAGCUCUUCCCGGAGGCGAACCAGGCAACGCAGUCGAGUCGCAGCGGCGUCUCCUGGAACCAGGGCGACUGGCGCCAAAUCAUCCGCUUCCCACUGAACGGCUAUUGCAAGCUGAAUUCGGUGCAGGUGCUCACACGGCUGCUGAACGCCGGCUUCACCAUCGAGGCCAGCACCGGGGGCGGUGUCGAGGGGCAGCAGUUCUCCGAGUAUUUGCUCGUCCGUCGCGUUCCAAUGUGAUAGGCUUCAUGUCCAGGUCAACGUCUGCCUCAGCGUUCUGGGCACUGUGUAAUCGUAAUCUUUGUGCGCGUUGCGCACUAAUUGCUUCCCCUUAGGGUGGUUUUUGGGGGGUUUCGACAAGGGGGUUUCGGCGGGCAGGGCAGGGCGUGCCGCGGGUGUGGGCGGUACGUGGGGGAGGGUGUUUGUUUUAUUUUUUUGCAAAUUUCUAAAAUCCAAAUGUUAUUUAAUGUUUAUAUCAAUUAGGUUUUUUGCCGGAAGUCAACCCGCGCAGGCACACGAAUACACCCACAUACACGCACAUAGACACACAACAACAAUAUUCGUGUAUUUCUUUAGCAUUUAAGAUGAAGCCCAGGGCCCCCAGCACUGAUUUGUUUAUGGCCUACGUUGAGUAGUUCCGCAUAGUUCGGCAUAUUUAAACUAGUUUCUGUUGUUUUUAAGUAAUUCCCAUGAUUAAAAAUACUUUCUAUUAUUUAAUUCCAUAACAAAAAAGAAAACUAGCCUGAUAGACACCUCCCGGGAAGUGUCUUGAAGCAUAUCUUAUAAUACGUACACAUAUGUAGCUAUCAAAAAGAAAGAAAGCAAAAGUAAAAGAAAAUAAAAAAU
Messenger RNA from Drosophila arizonae, 1854 nucleotides. It is a transcript of the gene twz, whose product is annotated as BTB/POZ domain-containing protein twz. NCBI's taxonomy places the organism in Eukaryota, Metazoa, Arthropoda, Insecta, Diptera, Drosophilidae. The record is from RefSeq and is a predicted model, not a curated record. Gene Ontology annotation, biological process: protein homooligomerization. Gene Ontology annotation, molecular function: protein binding.